AUGUUGGGACGGAACGUGCGAACCAACCUGGACCUCCUAAAGCCGGAUGUGGACGCGCGGCAGCGCGAGGAAAAACUUCGCCAGUGGCAGGCCGGUAGGCCAGGUCACAACAGGCAGUUCUCGAUCGGAGACCACGUCUGGACACGGGCCUACGGUGGACCGUCCAAGUGGCGGCGGGGCGUCAUCACCGCCCGGACGGGCCCGCUGUCGUUCGAAGUGGACGUGGGGAGCGCGAUCUGGUCGCGGCACGCCGACCAGCUGCGUCUGGCGGGCACCCAACAGGCUGCUGCAGCGUCCGAUGGCGCGGAGGAAAUCAGCCGGCAGCCGACGGUGGCAGCACCGAACCCUCCGAGGAAGCGCAGGUAG
This is a messenger RNA of Amphibalanus amphitrite, 366 nucleotides long. RefSeq lists its product as uncharacterized. Bases 1 to 366 code for a protein of 121 amino acids. The transcript has 2 exons. Lineage: Eukaryota; Metazoa; Arthropoda; Thecostraca; Balanomorpha; Balanidae. The record is from RefSeq and is a predicted model, not a curated record.